This is a messenger RNA of Ustilaginoidea virens, 1158 nucleotides long. RefSeq lists its product as uncharacterized. NCBI's taxonomy places the organism in Eukaryota, Fungi, Ascomycota, Sordariomycetes, Hypocreales, Clavicipitaceae. The record is from RefSeq and is a predicted model, not a curated record. The transcript is spliced from 3 exons. The coding region runs from base 1 to 1158 and encodes 385 amino acids.
AUGCGCACGUCACAAUUCUCAAAGCCGGGGGCCAUCUCAAGACGUUUUCCACGACAGAGUCGGUCGCUUGGCCCGCCAUGGCGGCGGGGCUGUUGUCAGAGGCCGUACGCGACAACCGCCCCGUUGGAGUCGUCCGACAGCCAGGCAGAACGUCCGAAACCUCCGUUUCGCCUCGAGACGGGCAUUGGGCUGUUUGCAAAACGGCCACCGCGGCCCUUCCCUCCACCCUUUACGUCGCCUCCGUCCGGUUCGUUUUCCGAUCCACUCAGCACCCACCACCGAAGCCGUGAUCGGCGCAGCUUCGUCAACGGAGAGCUCAUCAAGGGCUUGACAAACGGAGAUGAUGCGGUCUACGCGAGCGAAUCCUUUAUUUGCGCCAACGAUGGGGUUGGAGCUUGGGCAGUGCGCCCUCGCGGCCACGCUGGGCUGUGGUCGCGGCUAAUUCUACAUUUCUGGGCGGCAGAAGUAGAGAGAGACAUGAGCCAUCCUUCGUCUCGGGACGAACCACAUCGCCCCGAUUCAAUUUCGAUGCUUCAAACGGCCUAUGAAAAGACGCUGGACGCAACGCUUGCCCACGACUGGCAAGGCACGACCACUGCGUGUGGAGCCCAGCUACUUGUUCGACAUGAAAAUGAAGGCUCAUCUGACAAACCAAUGCCGCUUUUGCUGGUGACUCAGCUUGGAGACGGUCAAGUCAUGGUCAUCCGACCGAGAAGCAAAAAGGUUAUUUUCAAAACGGCAGAGCAAUGGCAUUGGUUCGACUGUCCUCGCCAGCUUGGCACCAAUAGUCCGGAUACACCAAAGGACAACGCUGUCACAGAUGCAGUUGAUCUGGAGGUUGGGGAUGUCGUGCUAGCCAUGACCGACGGCGUCAUUGACAACCUUUGGGACCACGAAAUCGUCGAGAAUGUCUUACAAAGCCUUAGCAGUUGGGAGAGAAACCCAGGAAAGAGCAGGCCGAAAGAGGAGAGGGAAAGCGGCCAUCCGGGCAUGAGUGCGGUAGCGGCAGACCUCGUUGAAGCAGCGAGAGCCAUUGCCGUGGACCCAUUUGCGGAGAGCCCUUUCAUGGAGAAGGCUAUCGAGGAGGGACUGGCGAGCGAAGGAGGCAAGCUAGAUGAUAUCAGCGUGGUUGCUGCUUUGUGUGUCGAGAACAAGUGA